Molecule: messenger RNA, 1212 nt
Organism: Puntigrus tetrazona (Sumatra barb)
Lineage: Eukaryota; Metazoa; Chordata; Actinopteri; Cypriniformes; Cyprinidae
Gene: thumpd1
Product: THUMP domain containing 1
Exons: 4
Coding region: 133-1068 (311 amino acids)
Biological process (GO): tRNA modification
Molecular function (GO): RNA binding
Source: RefSeq, a predicted model, not a curated record
CCUCGCGGCGCUCCGUAUGACGCGUGCUGCAGAGAGCGUGAAGCGCGUCAGGAGCGUGUUCGUAAGCCGCGGUCUCUUCAUCUCUGUUUCAGAGCGAGCGGCAGCAGAGAGAAGGUUUGAUAGAGAGCAGUCAUGUCCGAGACGCGCAAGAGGAGCAGGAAGCGCUUCGGCGGAUACGCGCACAAGAAACAGAGGGGCGCGCGCGAGCUGGAGGUGGGCGCGCAGGGCGUGCUUGUCACCUGCAACAUGAACGAGCGCAAGUGCACGAGCGAAGCGUUCAGUCUGCUCAGCGAGUACGCGGACGCGCUCUACGGCCCCGAGCAGCCGGCAGAUACACAGGACAGUCUCAGUGAGGAGGAGGAGGAGGAAGAUGCAGAGGCCGCUCUGAAGAAGGAAGUGUCUCAGAUAAAGGCGUCUAUAAAAACACACCAGCAGAGGUUCUGUGCGGUGGAGAGCGGAGCGAACAAUGUGUUGUUCAUCCGGACGCAUGGAGUCGACCCCGAGAGACUGGUGCAUCACAUCCUGUCGGACCUCUAUCAGACGAAGAAGAGGAAGUCUCGUACGAUCCUGCGCAUGCUGCCGGUGAGUGGCACAUGUAAGGCGUUUUCUGAAGACAUGGAGAAGUUUCUGAGUGUGUUUCUGGAGCGCUGGUUCAGAGCGCCGCAGCGAGCCACGUUCCAGAUCUGCUUCAAAGCCAGGAACAGCAGCCACAACAAGAGAGAGGAGGUCAUCAAUGCUGUGGCUGGUCUGGUCGGGAAGCUGAAUCCUCUGAAUAAGGUGGAUCUGACCAACCCUGAGCUCUCCAUCAUCAUUGAGAUCAUCAGGACUGUCUGCUGCGUCAGCGUCCUCAAGGACUACACACGCUUCCGCAAGUACAACCUGCAGGAAGUGGCCAAAGAGCCCACCAAUCAGAGAACAGCACCGCAGGACGCAGCCAAUCAGAACACAACCCCACAGGAAGCAACCAACCAGACGCCAGAAGACCGGGACGCAGAGAAAGUGGACGGGACGGCAGAGAGCUGCAACAUCACCGCUGGCAACGGGACAAAAGGGGCGGAGCUCGAGUGAUGUCACAGAGCUCUGUUUUUAAAGUCGUUUCUACAGUUUGUGUGUUUAGUUUUUACUUCUGUAUUUUUUGUUAGUUGUACGGGACUUUUGUGUCAUUUUGGACACAUUUUCUCUGGAAAUCUAAUAAAAACCACUGAAAUCACA